Gastrolobium bilobum is the source of this 1546-nucleotide messenger RNA. Its product is annotated as FBD-associated F-box protein At5g18780-like. Gene Ontology annotation, molecular function: protein binding. NCBI's taxonomy places the organism in Eukaryota, Viridiplantae, Streptophyta, Magnoliopsida, Fabales, Fabaceae. The transcript has 3 exons. The record is from RefSeq and is a predicted model, not a curated record. Bases 158 to 1306 code for a protein of 382 amino acids.
AUUUAUUCCUUACCUUCCCCAAGCACAAAGAAAGUAGGGUUUAUAUCCAUCCAUUUCGCUCCCAAUCUGUAAAUCAUCUGAAGUCACUACUCAAUCACCAAAGACUAUACGACUUCGAUUAAUUUCGAAAAACAGCUGUAGAAUUGAUAAUCGCAUAAUGAUUCCGCGGAAGAUGAAGAGAGGAAGGAAUAGUGAGAGUAAAAAGGAAGAUAGGCUAAGUGAUUUACCCGAUUGCGUUCUUCUUCACAUAUUGGCAUUUCUGAACGCCAAAGACGCCGUUAGAACAUGCGUAUUAUCGAACAGAUGGAAGGACCUUUGGAAACUUCUCUCGACACUAACGUUACAUUCCUCAGACUUUUGGACUUUCAAGAGUUUCACCAAAUUCGUGUCCAGGCUUCUAACCCUUCGCGAUGGCUCAAUUGCACUGCUUAAUCUUGAUUUCGAGCGUCACGGUUGUAUUGAGCCUCAUCUUCUUAAAAGGAUUGUAAAAUAUGCUAUUUCACAUAAUGUCCAGCAAUUGGGAAUCUCUGUCAAGUGUGAUAUUGAUCACAUUCCGCCUUGCAUCUUUUCAUGCCAUACUUUAACAUCUCUCAAGCUUUCAGUUUGCCCUAGAGGUUAUAUUUAUGGAAGCACAUUGUUUCCCAAAUCUCUUAGUUUAGCAGCAUUGACAAGCUUGCAUCUGCAGCAUUUCACAUUUUGCGCAAGUGACAAUGACCGAGCUGAGCCCUUUUCGGCAUGUAACAAGUUGAGGGAUUUGAUCAUUGACCAUUGUACUGUUAGGGAUGCUAAAAUCCUCUGCAUAUCAAGUUCCACGCUUGUCAAUUUCACUAUGCAUUCUGAUCAUUCUAAGGACUUUUACAAAAUUGUGCUAUCUACACCAAAUCUUCGUACUUUUUCCUUUACUGGUAUUCCUUAUCAGCAACUCUCUGGGGGAAAUCUUUCUUCUCUUGAACAAGUGAAUAUUGAUGCUGAAAUCUGGUCAACUUCCAUGGAGUCUCCUUUGAUCUUGUUUAGCUGGCUGCUAGAGCUUGCUAAUAUAAAAUCAUUGACAGUCUCUGCAAGUACUCUUCAGGUUCUCUACUUAAUUCCUGAGUUAUUGAAGAUUAAACUCCCUGGCUUGGGUAACUUGAAGUCAUUGAAAGUCAAACUGAAAUCACUUUCACCUAUAUUUUCCAUGGCACUGAGAGCUGGCAAGUCGCGGAAAGCAGAAUUGGAACCAUCUCCACCUAUACCGUAUGGAAUAGUGGACUUCUUGCUUCAAAACUCGCCUUCAGCAGAAGUUGACUUCAUAGAUUGCCCUAGGUGAAGUGUGCAUUCAACUUUAUAAAGAGAGAUUAUUGUGAUUAGUUUGGUUUUUGCUUCCUUUAUGUUUCUGUCUCCCUUGGUCUCUCUGGGUGUAACUAAUUUUUAGUGGAUAGAAUAUGAGUCUCUUGGGUAGGGAAACACAUUGUAAAUGUAGAAACUAGAAUCUUUGUAUGCAUCGGAAUUGGUACCCCAUGGAAAAAAUAAAUAUAUUUGUUUGGUGCAUCUUGAAUCACAGCAAAUA